Messenger RNA from Trichomonas vaginalis G3, 1596 nucleotides. Its product is annotated as ABC transporter type 1, transmembrane domain domain-containing protein. The record is from RefSeq and is a predicted model, not a curated record. NCBI's taxonomy places the organism in Eukaryota, Parabasalia, Trichomonadida, Trichomonadidae. Gene Ontology annotation, biological process: transmembrane transport. The coding region runs from base 1 to 1596 and encodes 531 amino acids. Gene Ontology annotation, molecular function: ATP hydrolysis activity; ABC-type oligopeptide transporter activity; ATP binding. Gene Ontology annotation, cellular component: membrane. The transcript has a single exon.
AUGCAAAACGACAUUACAUUCUUUGAUACAAAUUCAAUAGGAAGUAUCUUGACACUAUUAUCACAAGAUGCAAUGCUAGUUCAGAAUGCAUUUGGGCCAGAAAAAGGACUUCAGUUAUCAUAUAUAGGGCAAUUUCUAAGUGGCAUCAUUUUUGCAUUUGUUUAUUCAUGGAGACUUGCUUUUAUGGCCAUGGCAUUGAUUCCAAUAUUUUUACUAUUAUUAUUUGUAUUUAUGCCAAUAAUUCUCAAGAUAUCAUAUACAAGUUAUUUAUAUGUGUCUAAAUCCAUAACAAUUGCCGAAGAAGCUCUGUUAUCAAUUAGAACAGUAAUAGGCUUCAAUCAAGAAGAAAAUGAUACUAAGAGAUUUCUUGAUACUCACCAUAUGGCUACAAAGAAUGAAAGGAAAUUGAACUAUUUACUGUAUGGUUAUGGUACUCUAAUCAAUCUAAUUCUUUAUGCAAUGAAUUUAGGUAUACUUUAUUAUGGCUCACAUCUUGUUCAAAAGUCUCUCAAAAGCGAUGGAACUUAUGGAUUUGGAGUCGGUGAUUUUCUUUCUUGUUGGUCUUUUUGUUGGUUAGGAUGUAUGGGUUAUCUCCAAUUCCAAGGAUCAUUUCAGAGCGAACAGAAAGCGAUUGCAUCAGGUUCCAGAAUUAUCAAGCAAACAAAAGCCCAGCCUUCGAUUCCAUUUGAAGGCGGUGAUGAGCCAGAGUUUCUGAAAGGUGAAAUUGAAUUCCGAAAUGUAACAUUUAGAUAUCCAACAAGAUCUGUAAAUGCCCUAUGCAAUGUAUCAUUCAAGAUCAAUUCAGGUGAGAUUGCUGCACUAGUAGGUCAUUCAGGUUCUGGAAAAUCUACAUGCGUUCAAUUGAUUGAAAGAUACUAUGAUGUUAAUGACGGAAUGAUUUUGAUUGAUGGAAAGAACAUUAAAGAAUACAAUCCUCGAUGGCUUCAUCGAAAAAUUGGGUUGGUAGGACAAGAACCUACAUUGUUUUCAUCAACAAUUAGGCAAAAUAUUAUAUAUGGAGUUGAAAAGGCCACGAAUUCUCAGAUUGAAAAUGCUGCAGAUAUUGCAAAUGCAAAGAAAUUUAUUGAGAAGCUUGAAAAUAAAUAUGAAACAAUUGUUGGCGAUAAAGGUGGAAAACUUUCAGGAGGACAACGUCAAAGAAUUGCAAUUGCAAGAGCAAUAAUAAAAAACCCACGAAUUCUGAUAUGCGAUGAAGCAACAUCAGCAUUAGAUGCUGAAUCAGAGAAGAAGGUUCAAGCAGCACUUGAUCAAGCAUUAAUUGGAAAAACUGGCGUCAUUGUUGCCCAUCGACUUUCAACAAUUAAAAAUGCAAGCAUCAUAUAUGUUUUUGAUGCAGGUUCAAUUGUUGAAAAAGGAACUCAUCAAGAACUCAUUGAAAAACAAUGGUUUUAUUAUAAACUUGUAAUGCGUCAAUUGGCCAAAAUCGACACGAAUUCCAACAAAAAUAACCAAGUUUCAAGUGAAAAAGAACCUGUUCCGUUGAAAAAGCAAGAUACCACUUCACAGUUAAUCGAAAAGAAUCACGCGCAUAUAAGUACCGAUUAUUCCGAAUUUUCUUAUGAUACAGAAUUAUGA